Messenger RNA from Podarcis lilfordi (Lilford's wall lizard), 1125 nucleotides. The record is from the annotation of a GenBank genome assembly. NCBI's taxonomy places the organism in Eukaryota, Metazoa, Chordata, Lepidosauria, Squamata, Lacertidae.
AUGCCCUCUUCCCACAUAGGCCAAUGCCAGCAGACUUUUUCGACGACUGGCUUUUCACGCCCACGCUUUCAGCCAGCACGCUCCGGGGUUCGACUCGGACGAGGAACCGACACGAGACGCCCGUUCCCGGAGGGGUCACCCUCGGGAUCUGCUUCAGAACCCUCGUAUUGGUGGGAUGAUCGACCAGAGGAGCAGUUCCGCAGAAGGUGGCUGGAGGGUCCAGGACGAGCAACGUCUCCAGAAGGUAACGAGGGAGAGACGGACAUGGACGCUUCGGGACGACCCGGGUUUCGAGCACGGCGGCACAGAGAUGGAAGCGGAGGUGACCGUCGUCAACGAGAGCAGGGAGGAAGAACCGGAAGACUUCAGAUGGCGGCCCGCCACGGGAAGCGAACUGUAUCCGACAUUCGUCCCCCUGACACGGCAGCACCCAGAUCCCGCACCGGAAGGAGGGGAGGGGGAAGAGGGGGCUUCGAGGGGGGGAUGGAUGUCAGGGGUUCAGGAGCAGAGGCAAGGGCAAGGGAGGAAACAGAGAGCGAGGGGGAGGAGGCAGAAGAAAAGAUGAGUGAUGACGACGACCCGAGAUCUCCGAGUCUUUCCAGUGAAUCAGAAGAUUCACAGAAAGGAGCACCAGUGGCCAGGGCAAGGGGGGAGCCUAGGGGGACGCCCCAGGAAGAUAGAGCCAGAGGGGACUCAGAGGGGAGCAGUUGGAAAUCGGGACCAGCGUCACCGCCAGAGAGCAGGGAAGAGGAAGGGAGCCAGGGAUCAAGCGCUGGCAGCUCACAACAGGGGGGAGGGCACGAGUCAGGAGUGGCCACACCUCCAUCGGGGAGCGAAGAAACGGUCAGACGGAAGGUGGAAGGUUGGGCGCGCGCGCCAAGUUCAAAUGCACAGGAAGGUGGCACAGUAGGCAGCCCGGAAAGGGAGCCAGGUCCUAAAGCCCGCCGAAAGGAGGGAGAAGAGUCAGGGGGGUCAGCGUCAGCGUCAGAGGAAUCCCGGAAAGAAGAGACCCCAGGGGGCAGAGGGACCCAGAGAAGAACAGUCAGGCGGAAAAGGUGGAGCAGGGCUAGGAUAUUAAGUUGGUGUACAAGGGGCGGAGACUCAGACGGAGCUUCGCCGGUCUAA